Messenger RNA from Pteronotus mesoamericanus, 3692 nucleotides. It is a transcript of the gene TAPT1, whose product is annotated as transmembrane anterior posterior transformation 1. The transcript is spliced from 14 exons. Gene Ontology annotation, biological process: positive regulation of cilium assembly. NCBI's taxonomy places the organism in Eukaryota, Metazoa, Chordata, Mammalia, Chiroptera, Mormoopidae. The record is from RefSeq and is a predicted model, not a curated record. Gene Ontology annotation, cellular component: endoplasmic reticulum membrane; ciliary basal body. Bases 52 to 1740 code for a protein of 562 amino acids.
GGCCGGGCCGCAGGCUGGAGGGAGGCGGCGGGGUUAGUUUGCUCUCGAAACAUGGCGGGCGUCGGCGACGCGGCCGCCUCGGGAGAAGGCAGCCGUGGUGGCGCGGAUGGCCCAGAGCGCGAUGGUCGCGGCCAGGCGGAGCAGCCGGGCGGCGGCGGUCACGGGCCCCCGCUAGCGCCUCAACACACGGAGACGCUGGGCUUCUACGAGAGCGACCGGCGGCGGGAGCGGCGCCGCAGCCGCGCAGAGCUUUCAUUGCUGAGGUUCCUCAGUGCCGAACUAACAAGAGGGUACUUCCUUGAACAUAACGAGGCCAAGUACACAGAAAGAAGAGAAAGAGUGUACACUUGUAUGCGAAUACCAAGGGAAUUGGAAAAGCUCAUGGUUUUUGGCAUCUUUCUGUGCCUGGAUGCAUUUCUGUAUGUGUUCACCCUGCUUCCUUUGAGAGUCUUCCUGGCUCUAUUCAGGCUCUUCACUCUGCCUUGCUAUGGCUUAAGGGACAGGCGUUUGCUCCAGCCAGCCCAGGUGUGUGACAUUUUGAAGGGUGUCAUUUUGGUCAUCUGCUAUUUCAUGAUGCACUACGUCGACUACUCCAUGAUGUACCACCUGAUCAGGGGGCAGUCGGUCAUCAAGCUCUACAUCAUCUACAACAUGCUCGAGGUAGCAGAUCGUCUGUUUUCAUCGUUUGGCCAAGAUAUAUUAGAUGCUCUCUACUGGACAGCAACAGAGCCUAAAGAAAGGAAAAGAGCCCACAUUGGGGUGAUCCCCCACUUUUUCAUGGCUGUUCUCUAUGUCUUUUUGCAUGCAAUUCUUAUAAUGGUUCAAGCAACAACUCUCAAUGUAGCGUUUAACUCACACAACAAGUCACUGCUUACUAUCAUGAUGUCUAAUAAUUUUGUUGAAAUUAAAGGAAGUGUUUUCAAGAAAUUUGAAAAGAAUAAUCUUUUUCAGAUGUCAAAUAGCGAUAUUAAGGAGCGAUUUACAAAUUAUGUGCUUUUGCUAAUAGUGUGUCUAAGAAACAUGGAACAGUUUUCCUGGAAUCCAGAUCAUCUCUGGGUGUUAUUUCCAGAUGUCUGUAUGGUGAUCGCAUCAGAAAUUGCUGUGGAUAUUGUAAAGCAUGCUUUCAUCACCAAGUUCAAUGACAUUACUGCAGAUGUCUACAGCGAAUAUAGAGCCAGCCUUGCUUUUGACCUUGUUAGCAGUCGACAGAAAAAUGCGUACACUGACUACAGCGAUUCCGUGGCCCGGAGAAUGGGGUUCAUCCCUCUCCCGCUGGCUGUUCUGCUCAUCAGAGUUGUAACAAGCUCAAUUAAAGUGCAAGGAAUCCUGUCUUAUGCCUGUGUCAUACUCUUCUAUUUUGGGUUGAUAUCCCUGAAAGUACUUAAUAGCAUUGUGCUAUUGGGAAAAUCAUGCCAAUAUGUGAAGGGAGCCAAAAUGGAAGAGAAGCUGUUCAACCCUCCCCCCACCGGCACUCCCAGCAAACCGUCCAGCAAAUCGCAGAGCAGAUGUAAACCCUCUCCAGAAGAAAACCUCUCUGCCUCGGUCACCAGCCAGCCCAGCCAUCAAAAGGAAAAUGUCGUGCCGUUACUCGUGACAAGCAAUUCUGACCAGUUCCUGACAACUCCAGAUGGUGACGAGAAGGACAUUACACAGGAAAACUCUGAACUGAAACACAGGUCCUCCAAGAAAGAUUUGUUGGACAUAGACAGGUUCACAAUUUGUGGAAACCGAAUUGACUGAAUUCUGCGGCUCCGCGUGCCGAGUGCCGAGUCCCGGGGCAGCCACGCCAUGCUACCGGGAUGGACAGAGGCAGAAAAGUGGCACUUAAAUAUUUAUUUAAAAACUUAAAUUAUUAAUGGAAAACAAAUCUUAGUAUCUUUCUUCCAGUGAUGUGGUCUGGUUGAAGGCCAGGUCACGGAACAGCAGCGACCUCCAGCCUUGACCUUUUGAGGACCGCCCCCCUGCUUGGAGACGCAGCAGGGUCACUUGCAGGGUCACUUCGGGCCGAUGGGAACAACCUCAGAAUCACUUGCCCUGUCGAUCUGUGCUUCCAGGACGCCCAGGUUGGCCUCGGGGUCUCUUCAGUGUGAGGACACACACCUAGGGACCCGGGAGACUGAGCAGCUUUCACCGCGACGUUACCUGUCCACAUCAUAGCAUUUUCACGAACAGUUUUCCAACUCUACUUCAUCUGCCAAAGCAGUUAAAAAAAAAUAAUUGAACUUCAGUCAAGAUAAAUGUCCUCGCCACAGAAUUAUCCUUGAAGAUGUAUCUGAAUUAAUCAGAAUAAAAGGCUACCUUAAAUAAGACAUGAUGAAUAAUAGCAUUUUAUAGGGGGAAAAAAAGCCCUAAGCCAGUUGUCUAUUUGAAAAAUAUGAAUUAAUGAAGGUUAUGCAUCACUGAGGAAAUGUUUCAUAAUUUUUCAGUUUAACGCAAAAUGUGAGCUUUGUAUUGUUUAAUUGCAGUGGAUGAAAUAGAAAUUACCUUACAAAAAGGUACUUUUUAUACUGAAAAAGCAGAGCAGUGUUAACUUUAAUGUAUAGCUACCUGGUCUCACUCUAAAACUAAUUGCUUCAUUGAUUGUUACCGUUAAAAGGAUUUGCUGCAGAACUAUCCAUGUACAAAAAUCAAAGUCGUCAUCGUUCCUUGAGUUUUCUGAGCAGCAGUUUUAAAGUAAAUAGUGAAGCAGGCUGAGCAGCCUCAUCUCGCUUGGGCUCUCCCAGGGCGUCAGUCCCUCUGUGCCGAGUGGCCGUUCUGUGGGACAGUGUCUGUGUGGGGAGUGGGGCUGCUGGGUGCGCCUGUGCGGGGGGCGGGGCGCACUCGUGCUGGAGACAGGAAAUGGGGUGUUUGGGGGUGUGGCUGGCUGCCUGGGUGUGGGGAGGCGCUUGUGCCUGGAUGUUGGGAACAGCAACCAAGAGGUGCUCUUUGGUUUUGCUCGAGGUCAGGAUCCCAUUUCUGCUUACUUCCUAGUUUGUGGCCUGCAUCGUAAGACAAGCUCUUUUCCACCACAUUUUAUCUUGAGAAGCCUUUCCUGCAUUGUUAUAAAUGUUUUACAGCAUCUAAUGUCAAUGUCUCCGGAUGUCACCGUUAACUGUUGUUUCCUGUAGCAUUUUCAUCUUGAAGUUCAGCUCCUGUGCCGCUAUUUCAGGCACAUGAUGUGCAGGGAUAAAUUUUAGGUGAUUUGUCUGUUUCCUGGGUGAAACGUAAAGCAAGCUUGAACAAAGCUUUGGCUUGUUUAUCUGACAUACAAAAGUGAUUUUUAACCUUCUGCAUUAACUAAAGAAAUCUGAAGAUUAAUGUUCACAUAGGGUAAAAGGAAACAGUACAGGAAUUCUUUUGUUGACCAUGAAAAGUUAAAAGUAUCAAGUUAAAACUGAAAAGACUAUUAAUUGCUUUGUCUAUGUUUUAAUAAAGCCCCAGUUGAGGAUUUUUUUUUUUCAUCCUUUCCACUGAAAGUGUCCACGGUGAAUAGAAACAGUUUGGGGGGAAACUUUGCCAAACAUAGCCCUAAGCAGAGCAAAAAUGUGACGGUGGUACAGCCUUCAGUUCAGCUUGAAUUACUCUGUCACUGUGCUGUCAAUUUCACAAGAUUUUACUUCCCUUUGCAGAAUAUAUUGGGAGAGUUUGGAACGAUGUUCAUUUCUUCUGUCAAAAUGGCAUUCAGUACUAAUUUUAUAAGUGCAUCUUGUGUG